Messenger RNA from Hymenoscyphus albidus, 1087 nucleotides. NCBI's taxonomy places the organism in Eukaryota, Fungi, Ascomycota, Leotiomycetes, Helotiales, Helotiaceae. The record is from the annotation of a GenBank genome assembly.
GAAAAACAGAAGCAAUGACCUAAACGGCCAUCGGGAAGUUGAAAGAGGAUGUGAUGAAACAAAUUAAUGUGGUGUUGUGUUACGGGGUCCCCGCUUCAACUCCGCCACCUUCAGCUUCUGUACGAUUACAGGAACCCGGAAUGAGCAAAUGCUUCCGCGAGAAGCUUCUUGACAGUCUUCUUCACUGCUGCUUCCCCUUACCCACGUGUAAGCACUAAUUCUCUCAAUCAUAAUUGGAGAUUCGAUUUGCGGCGGGAGAUUAGAGCCAAGAUUGGCACGAUAUCAACUUCUGCUGCGAUUUCAGAACGGGUGUUGUGCGGCGGGGCUGUGUAGCGAGAAGUCCCCAACAAUGGCCUUCACAGAGCUUCUGGCUCAGCAGUUCGGUCAAGAAACAGGUUAGGAACUGUUGUAUGAUACAUCAUCCCCACGGCCAGAGAUGUAUAAGGACUGGCUUGCCACUCGGCCAUCACUCGUACUCCAUCCAAUACCACUCGCUGGGUAAGAUUACAGUUGUUCGUUCUACCAUCCAGCCUCGCCAGAUCUUUGUCGUUGAUAUUCUGAGAACCCCUCCGGCUUCUCUUCCGAUACAUCAGAUAGCCUCUCACUGCAACUCGGGGUAAUUCUCCGGAAGAUCAAGCCGCUGUCAAGAUGUCUUCGAUCUCCAGACUCGUAAGAAAUGGAUCUCACUCGUCAACCUCUUCAAUGUUUGACUCCCUUAAACCAUCAUUUCGCUUUCAGAACCCCAUUUAACGCAUCUAUUAGCUCACUUGAUACUUCAUCGCAUAGCCAUGUGCUUUCACAAAGCCAUUCCAUCUUAGAUAUCAAAUCUUGGCUUGAAGAAUCCUGGUCACCCAUCAAUACUCGCUACGAACGAUUCGCUACCGGGAGCGCAACGAUGGGAAUGGCCGUCUUGACAAGAUCCAUGAUGGAAAUGCACAUUGUGCAAGCACCCGACGUCCGUGGAAUGAUCGAUUGCUUGCCGGUUGCUCAUCGACAGGCUCCCCAGCUCGUGGGAUGGAGAAAGAAGCUUGGAACCUGGCCGCUUUAUAAGCAUGAAGCGCUUGUUGCCAGAGAAUUCGCUGCUUAG